Molecule: messenger RNA, 398 nt
Organism: Eimeria maxima
Lineage: Eukaryota; Apicomplexa; Conoidasida; Eucoccidiorida; Eimeriidae
Exons: 1
Source: RefSeq, a predicted model, not a curated record
AUGCUAAGUUCUGUAGGACUGAAAUCUUCACAGGCUUCCUCUGGACCCUACGGUGACGAACAUGGUCGAUCCGCUUAUGCGUCAUGGGCCAGUACCAAAGAACGAGGAGUAAAUGAGUAUGUGAAGGACUUGCAGGAGGCUGGAAGGUACGCUUUGUGGGCACCGCUGCUGCAUGGUGCAUCUACGCUAGAAGAACCGUCCUUAUUGUUGGGACAGAUUCGCUUCGACGUGACGGCAGAUGACCAGCGUGGGUCUUGGCUGUUGCCGGAAGAAUUGUUGGCUCAGCAGCGAAGGCCAGUCGAUGAGGAUGGUGAUGAUAGGCAGCUUUUUACCAACACACCAAUUACUGAAGAGGAGCAGCAGGCAAUAGACCAUGUUUUGAUGCAGUUGCUGGUCCA